UACUAUCACUAAAGCAAAGAGAGAGUUAGAGCGAUCGAUGGCUUCUCAUCUCAACCUUUUCAUCUUCACUAUCAUUGUAUCAGUGAUUAAAUUGUCCGAAAGCACAAGAUCGUUCACCAUAGUAAAUUACUGCAAGGAUACAAUAUGGCCUGGAAUUACACAUGGUGAGAACUUCAGCGGCGGAGGUUUUGCACUAAAACCCGGACAGUCUGCUGUCUAUACCGCUUCGGCUGGGUGGGGUGGCCGGAUAUGGGCUCGGACUGGCUGCAAUUUCGACAAAAACGGUAAUGGAAAAUGCCAAACGGGUAGCUGCGGCACCAUCCUUAAUUGCACCGAGCCGAGCAGACCACCCACCUCCAUCGCCGAUUUCACCCUUGGACAAAUCGAUUUCUAUGAUGUAAGCCUUGUAGAUGGCUUUAAUGUGCCUAUAGUUGUCAAAGCUGUUAAUGGUACAGGCAACUGCAGUACUGCUGGCUGUGAUGGAGAUUUGAGGCAAAACUGCCCGUCGGAGCUCACCCUAAAGGCCGACGGAAAGGUUGUGGCUUGCCGGAGUGCAUGUGAUGUGUUCAACACUGAUGAGUAUUGUUGCAGAGGAAUGUAUGGAAAUCCAUCCACAUGUCUACCUUCGAAUUAUUCCAAGAGUUUCAAACAAGUAUGCCCAACAGCAUACAGCUUCGCAUAUGAUGACCCUACCAGCGUUAUAACUUGCUCUGGAGCAGACUACAUAAUUGCAUUCUGCGCAUCAAGGAACCAAACCAUAUGCUCUUAUCAUGAUAAGCAGCUUGCCUGUAAUCAAUCAAAGGGCAUCAGAUCAGUAAUCUCUCAUGGAUGGUGGGUCCCAAUGCUUGCAUUAACCUUCAUGUUUGAAUCAUGGUGGGUCAUGAUUUAGCAAUUUCUGUACAAAGUUAAUCACUCCAACCCCCUCAGUCAUAUUUGUACUUUAUCUUAUUUGGUUCCAUACGGUUUUGGCUGCUUUUUUCCCCCUCUUUUUUCAUUAAGCUGAUUAAAUCUCAAGCUAUAAGAGGAUAUGCCUGCCAUUUAUA
This is a messenger RNA of Juglans regia (Persian walnut), 1043 nucleotides long. Its product is annotated as pathogenesis-related thaumatin-like protein 3.5. The transcript is spliced from 3 exons. The coding region runs from base 38 to 889 and encodes 283 amino acids. Gene Ontology annotation, biological process: defense response. Lineage: Eukaryota; Viridiplantae; Streptophyta; Magnoliopsida; Fagales; Juglandaceae. The record is from RefSeq and is a predicted model, not a curated record. Gene Ontology annotation, cellular component: extracellular region.